AUGCCGAUUGCACAUAGCUUAAGCAAAGUCACGAAAAAUCUUUCCAAGGCCAAAUCGGCCGGAUCGAUGCAUAUAAAGGGCCGCAAAUUUAAACAACUUAAUCGUGCCACUGUCAGAGACAAGAAACUACAACAAAGGAAGCUUGAUAGUAUAGAGAAAAAAUCCAAUGAGCUUGUUAUAGUUUCCUAUAUCCAUACUCAAAUUGAAAAUGAAACACAGCCGUCGUAUACUUUAGAGGAAAUAAAAGGGUUUAUCGAAAGUUUCAUAGACGAGGAUAGAGAAAAAUUGAGCGAGAUGGAAAAGGAACACCGCAAGGGACGCCCCAUCUCGACAAAGCAGAAAAUCUUACAAGAGAAGAUCAAACACGAAGAGCACAUGUUUGAGACCGGUUAUAAAGUGCCGGACUUGAGCGAUGAGGAGACAGUCAAGAGAUUAAGGAAUUGGAAUGGAACGACAGGUGCCACAACAGGAUUCAAAUUUAUACAUGUAUCAAAGCAGAUGACAAAUUUACCAAGCACAAACGUUGAAGUAGAGAUGAAGUAA
This is a messenger RNA of Lodderomyces elongisporus, 543 nucleotides long. RefSeq lists its product as uncharacterized. Bases 1 to 543 code for a protein of 180 amino acids. Lineage: Eukaryota; Fungi; Ascomycota; Pichiomycetes; Serinales; Debaryomycetaceae. The transcript has a single exon. Gene Ontology annotation, cellular component: nucleus. The record is from RefSeq and is a predicted model, not a curated record.